Messenger RNA from Octopus bimaculoides (California two-spot octopus), 999 nucleotides. Its product is annotated as globin-3. Lineage: Eukaryota; Metazoa; Mollusca; Cephalopoda; Octopoda; Octopodidae. Gene Ontology annotation, molecular function: heme binding; oxygen binding. The record is from RefSeq and is a predicted model, not a curated record.
CAUUCCAUUCUUCCCACAAUUCCGUGCAUUGGGAGAAACCUCGGUGGUGCUCACAUUGACUGUGAGAUCGAUGCUGUGUUUACAGCGAGCGGAGGCCAUGGCUGACGGACUACCGUACCCCGCUCCACCUCCGCCCACAGACCCACGUCUGCCACUCAGUCCUCUACAGGUGUUUAAACUAAAGAAAUCAUGGAAAGGUAUCAAGAGAUCCAUAGAGUUAACCGGAGUCGAAAUGUUUGUCAGGAUGUUCCGCACCGAACCUUUUUUGAAAGACAUGUUCAAGGAUUUUCGAAACCUUGUAACAGACGAUGAAAUGCGCGAAAAUAUGGCCCUGGAGAAACAUGCCACAAUGGUAAUGAAUUUGCUUGAUGAAGCCAUCAACAACAUCGAUAAUGUUGAUCUUCUUUUGGAUUUACUACACAGAGUUGGGAAGAAUCAUUUGCGAUUUGAAGGCUUUGAUGUCAGUUACUUUUGGCUUGCAGAACAACCCCUGUUGGAGGCGAUAAAGAUUACCCUGGGAGACCGCUAUACCGAAAACAUGGACAUUAUUUAUAAACUGGUUAUUAGGUUUCUGUUAACAGAAAUAACGAAAGCUUGUAGAAAUGAUGUGUCCUGAUGCCAGGAUUGAGCAGAAUUAUUGAUUGGUGUGCCAAACCAAAAUCUCUCACGCCAAGUAAGAUUGUAUAGUUUUGAUCUAGUGGCCUAGAUAUCGUCGUCAUAAGAAGAAAGAAUAUGCCCCUCCCCCACAAAAAAUUAAAGCACAAAUAAAAUUACAUAAAAACGAAAAAAAAAUUUUCAAAAAAUAAUACAAAAAAUAAUUUUAAAUCAUGCCAGUUUUUAAAUUCUGCAAACGAAAACUGUAUCUAAUGGAAUCAUCAGUUUUAAUUGCAUACUGUAAUUAUAAUUAUUAUUAUCAUUAUCAUUAUUAUUAUUAUUAUUAUUAUUAUUAUUAUUAUUAUUAUUAUUAUUAUUGUUGUUGUUAUCAUUAUAUUUUUCUUU